AUAAGCCAGUCACAGAAAAAGGAGCGACGUUGUUUCUGAAAAUCUUUUUUGUGUUACUGCCCUACAUAGGUCAGUCCAAAGAACAUUUCACAGACAAGAAAGACAACAGUUUAAACUCUUCAGGACAACAUGAAGCUCACGGUUAAUUGCUGGUUCUGGUUUGGAACCUUUCUGAUCCCACUGAUGUGCUUGAUCUUAAGAUCACAAGCUGGAGUGGUGGAAGACUUCUCCCGUGUGGAGCGCUGUAAGGAUUUUCUGUAUAUGGGCACUCCACCACGAGGUUACCUCAGUACUUCUCUAAAAAAGAUCUGCCAGCGGUUUGUGGACGAGCCUCGCUUCAUCACCCUCUACAACCCCCAGAAACACAUCCCCAUCUAUUCAGCAUACAUCUUCAAGAAAUCAGAUGGGGAGAAGCGGGUAGACAUUCCCUGGAUGUUUGAACCACAGCUGGCAACUGAUAAAGGAAGCAGUAACAUGGAACCCUUCCCCCAGUCCUCUUUAAUGCACAAAAACUUUGAAGACACACAGGCUGUGUUAGAAGACUACGCCGAUGUGGUCCAAUAUGAACGUGGCCAACUGAACCCAGAUGAGCAUCAGGCAGACCCGCAGGACAAGGCCGCCACCUACACCUUGACUAAUGUGGUUCCCCUGAUUAGGGAGUUCAGUUUUGGUCCCUGGAGCACACAGGUAGAGGUUACCCGCAAACGCCUCAACAACUAUUGCCACGGAAAGGCUUAUCUCAUCACUGGGGUCACAACAUCAGGUAAUAUGAUUCGACGUGAUAACCAAGAUCGUGUCGCCAUCCCAGAGUUUGUGUGGACGGCCUAUUGCUGCACGGAUUACGAUCACAACGCUCCCUACUCAGAGCGGUAUAAGUUUCCGGCGUUUGGUGCCUAUGGUCUCAAUGAUCGUGUGAACAACCACAUAGUGGAGGUUCCCAUCAAGAAUCUGGAGAAGUUCCUCAAGGGCAAAAUGGAGGUGGACAAGAACUUCCAAAUCUUUUACAAUGACUGUGUGUCAGACUUGUAAGGAUUCAUUGAAUGAAGGCCUUCAGCCCCAAGUUAAAUCAUUAUUAUUUCAAGAUAUUAUUAAUUAUAACUAUAUACAUUAGAAAAUAUAUAUGAUAAUGAUAACCUUAUCUAUUCCUUGGGGACAAAGUAGUUCAAACUGAUUUUUUGAGAGUAAAAAUAUCUAUGUGCUAAACAUUUAAGCAAGGCAACGGAGCCUCAUUUAAUGUUUUGAUCUUUUCCUUUAGAAGUUGUAUGUUAUUAUGUUUUAUAACAUCUAUAGCAUACCUGUUAAACUAAGGCACAUAUUGGAUAAAUUAAUAAGAAUAAAUUACUAUAACUGUAAACAAAACAGUGUGACACACAUCAGGAUGCUGUUAUAAGAGUCUCGGCAUGUGAGAAGAAAUAUUAAAAUAAAAUGUAGUGUCUACUGUUCA
Molecule: messenger RNA, 1444 nt
Organism: Ctenopharyngodon idella (grass carp)
Lineage: Eukaryota; Metazoa; Chordata; Actinopteri; Cypriniformes; Xenocyprididae
Product: endonuclease domain-containing 1 protein
Exons: 2
Coding region: 130-1029 (299 amino acids)
Molecular function (GO): hydrolase activity; nucleic acid binding; metal ion binding
Source: RefSeq, a predicted model, not a curated record